AGUGGACCAAUAGGAGUGAAGUGGAGGAGGCGUGGCAUUCUUUUGGAGGAAAGAGGCAAAACAAUCUUUUAUCCCUCUGACCGGGCGGCUUUUUGGAUAUCCUGGGUUAGUAGUAGUGGUGGAGGUGGCGGCGGUGGUGGAAAAAACUCUACAUGUAGACUAGAUAUAUAAGUUAGGACACAGACAGACACAACUCUGCGACAAUCCUGUUAAAUGUAUCCAGCAAUUUGCACUAAAGUCUAUAGAAAGCUGGGUUUCUUUCUUUAGUCUCGCCUUGUCUGAACUAUAUAUAUAUGGAUUCAAGAUAUAUUGUGGAGAAGUCGUCGGUUGGGACGGUUGGGACGAGGGUCAGCGGUGCGGAUUUUAACUACCGGGCAGGACUCACUGUGCUCCGCGACAGCCGGGUGCCCUCGGUGGAGAGACACGGUCCCAUGCCGGCGUACACAACCGGCGGGCCCGUCCUCUGCACAUUUGUAAUGGACGGCAGCUCAGCGACGGAGGGUAGAAGCGAGAGAAGCUCUUCUAAAGUGAAUGGACGAAUAUUGCACGAUGUUGAGAAAACCAGCCUGGGGGACCAAAGAGACACCGGUUCCACUAGUAUCCUGAAGAGGGCCAGUCCUACCCACUGCCCAGGCACAAACGGGCAGCUGCCAGGCGGCUUCAUGCACUUGGACAUCAGGAACCCAGGGAAACAAGCAGAGCUGGCCAGCAAUGUCAGGGCUGCACAAGGGCGGAGUGUUUCUCUGACGGAGAGACAACCGCUCUCCAACCACAUCCCUGUACCUAGAAACAGGAAGCCCUCAGGUCACGCUGAUAAAGAAGUGAUGGCUGCCACCGUCCUGACCUCACUGUCCACAUCCCCUCUGGUGCUCAACCCUUCCUCUGCACCCACAGCUGUCACAGAGCAAACCAGUAGGGCCUGGAAGGAGGUGCUGUCGACCAGCUACAGCAGUUCAACUAGUGGCAACUGGAGCUGGGAUGCCAGCGACCAGUCAGUGCCCUCCACACCGUCCCCCCCUCUCUCCAACGACACCAACAAGAACUUCCUGCUCUCGUCCCAGGGCGAUGAUGUCAGUGAGGACGUCACAGAGUGCACGCACUUCAUGUUUGAGGACCCCAUACCACGGAAACGAAAGAACUCCAUGAAGGUGAUGUUCAAGUGCUUGUGGAAGAACUGUGAAAAGGUCCUCAGCACCUCCUCAGGGAUCCAGCGACACAUCCGCACCGUCCACCUGGGGCGAAAUAGUGAUUCGGACUACAGCGAUGGAGAAGAAGACUUCUACUACUCAGAGAUCGAGGUCAACAUGGACAGCCUGACGGAGGGCCUGUCCAGCCUCACGCCCACCUCCCCCACCACAGCCGGUCCUCCGCCUGUCUUCCCUCCACCACUCACCGAGCUCCCUCACUCUGAACACAUCAACAUGAAUGGUUCACAGAGCCACGCCCCCACGCUGCUCAGCCAGUCAGCUCCCUCCACGCUCUGCCACAUCCGCACUGACCAUGCCUACCAGGCCACUGCUCCAGUGAGUAUCCCAGUGGGUCCUGAUUUGGCUGAGUUAGGCAGUGUUAAUGGGACCAGGCCUGGAAUUGGGACUGGGAAUGGCAUCAGUGUGUCGUGGCAGUCACCUCCUGUCAUUUUCAAAGGCGCUCCGGGCCCUGUGACUCAUGUGCGGACAGUCUGCAUCGGGGAGAAGAGACAGCCAGCGGCAGGCAUGCACACCACUGUCAACAAGAGCCAUGCGGUAACAACACAGGCCCCUAAAUCCGCACUAGGAACAAGGAAACCCCGUGGGGAGGCGAAGAAGUGCCGAAAGGUGUACGGCAUGGAGAAGAGAGACAUGUGGUGCACAGCCUGUCGCUGGAAAAAAGCCUGUCAGAGAUUCACCGACUAAUCCUAUCCCUUUCCCGCGUCCGCAAAGAUGAGCUCCUCCCGACGGCGAGGUGGACUCUUCCACAGAGGAGAUUUCAUCACCGUGGAGCUCUCACUGCUGCUCCCUAUAGCCCAGCAUGGGUUCCGCCUUCUCUGUUUUCCUUUUCCAAACACAAAGAAAAAAUAAAACUGGUCGGUAAAAAGAAACAAAAAGAAAAUCAGCAAGAAAAAAUGACUUUUACGCAGGUGACUUUUUCUAAGACUGAAAAAAAAAAAGAACAUGGAUACUGAUUUGAUUUUUUGUUUUUCACUUGCCAUUUUUCACGGCCUAAUCUCAAGGCUUUGUCUAAGGACUACAGAUAAGCUUUUUGGUAUACUCUGUUCAUUAUAGGAUCAUCAUGUAAUCUGCUGUUUAUGGGGUGGAUCAUGACUCUUUAGAAGUUCAAGGGUUAACACCAGAUUUGCUCGGUAAGAACUCUGUAGCAUAUCUGUUUUUUGUCACUGUUUAAGGGACUUCAAACUUACCAAAGGCUUCACGCCUGUUCACCUUCAACCAACAGUCAAAACCAUUACAUUAGCAUCACUUUCUUCUGCAGCCUUCCUGGAUACGGACAGUAUGUCUAAGUACACACUGAUCCCUACCUGUUCAAAAAUCAAACUCAACACAGCCAGCUAUACUUCAUGUAACAUUGAAAACAUGCACAAACCCUCAAACCAAGUGGUACAAAAAGCCCCCCCCCCCCCCCCCCCCCCCUUUCCGGCUUUUUAAAAUAUUUUUGAGAGACAAAUACAAUGUACAAGAUAUAUUUCCCUCUCUUCUUCUUCUUACUUGUACCCUAAAGAUAUGCACCUUGAAGAAAUAAGUCAUCUUUUAGAGAAUCACUGUAACCACAGCGUGUGUCUGAGAGAGCGGAGAUGUAUUUCUUACAUAGACUUUAUUUUCAGCAGUGACAUGCUGAAGCAACUAGCAGUUGCACUGUGCAAUCAGCAGAAUUACAGAAUUUAAUAUUGUUUUUCUUGCUUUGUGGUUGUCAUUGUUAUUUAGGUGAGUCCCGGCUCUGUUUUUCUCCCUUGACAGCUGAUGUGUUCAAAGAGAUUGUUUACCCCAAUGAAUGAUACAGCCCUUUGAAACUUUAACACACAGUCCGAUUAACAACUUCUGUGAGAUUUUAACUCACCAAUCAGUACCUGAUCAUAAGUCAGGCAUUUUGAUUCAUUUCUUGCAGCUGAAAACGGAGAGGUUACUCAAUCACAAACCAGCAUUACGACAUUUAAGAUACCAGAUCUCACUUCACAGGAACCAAAACGUCUUUAAUGUAUUUUAUAAAGGAGGUUGUGUCAAGUCCAGAAGAAUUAUUAACGCUCGGUCUGACCUUUAGAGUGAUUGUGAGAAUCUAAAAAAAGUCUGUGAAGUUAAAAAUGUUUUACCAAAGUGGAGUUUAGACUUUAGAGGUCUGUUUUAUCAAAUGACAGGCCAUCUGUUCAAUUCUUUAGAUGAGAUAUAGGUAGUAGAAUUUUAGAUACUUCGAAAUUGUAUGUUUUACUACGUCCCCUUUUAGUAUGUUUCUUCUAGAAAUCAUAAUAUUGGCAUAUGAAAAACAGAGAAAAUAGCACCCAACCUUUUUUAAAAUUUGUAUAAGAUGACAAUGCAAACAGAUUGUUUCCAAGCAUUUAAAGGAAGAUUUACUUUUAGAAGCUUUAGGUGUUUUUUUUUUUAAAUACGUCUGUUAGGUUUUAUUUUAAAGUAACAGCCUUAAACUCGAAAACUUGAUUACAUGAUCUUAAUUGCGAUCAUAACACAAAAUUACAAAUCAGUAGUCCCAAAAUAGAACUACUCCAGGCAGCUCCUGUACUUUGAUACCCCAAGAAGAGUUUUUGUGAAUUUCCUCCGAGUCCACUCAGUUGUAACAUUUGGAUAAACAUAAUGUAUCUGAAGAAAUAAGCUAUCUUUUCUGGGUUAUAUCCUGCUUCCCAGUCACUCUAGAAAAGUCAAUUUAUUUGAACACGUCGCCCGAAAUCCCCAAAUUCGCUGCAGUGACACCUGCCACACUAAGACCCUUUAUGUGAACAAGAAGAAAGUCCCCACAUCAAAAAGAAACUGAACAGGUGUUUCUCUGCUCUGCUCUGCGAGUCAUGACAGUAGAUGUAUAUUUUUUGACGAGUCUCAUCCCUGUGCAGUUUGUUUAGAGCUUCGGGAUGUAGGUUCUACUGUGUGUCCUCUGCUUUCUUUAGCUCUCCUGACACUGACCUGACACAUGUGACCACACACACACACACACCCACACACACACACACACACACACAGUGCCUUUUCCCUCCUAUAUAAGCAGACUGACUCUUUAACUGAGGUACAGUGCGCUCUCAGACCUCUGUCACCAUAGAAACACCUGUGCUGUCCUUCGUCGCCACAGGGUCACUUAUGCUGUCUGCUGGCGGCAGAUAUCACUUUUCCACAUGCCUGAGUAUUAAUUGGUGGCUUAAAGUCAAUUGUUUUAAAAUGUAAAGCACAUGUUACCAGUACAAAUAUCUCAUUCAGCUUUGUUAAAAAUACAUUUAUGAAUGAUCCUGCCUGUAAGUGGUUUACCCCAGCAGCAUCCCAGAUAAGCUAGGUCCCUCUCUCUUGUGUGAGAGGACUUCUCCGGUCAGAGACUUCACAAAGUGCCAAUGAAAUGAACAGAAAAAGGAAAAGGUGUACUGACCUAAACAAAAUUUGCACUACGUUGCACUGCACAAAGAUGUGUUUUAUACAUGGACGUUUUAUAUACACAAAUUUUGAAGUGAGCGGAAAUUUCUGUUAUUUUCAAGGGGUGUCGUCACUGCCUGAUUGGAAUAAAUGGGGUGUCAGGGAUAGAGGUUUUGUACCUCCGGGGGUCCCCCCAUCGUUAGCAAGUGAUCUCGACAGCUCAUGACAGCUUGCUUUCUGUUUCAGAUGUAUUGUACUUAAUGUUGUGGUGCCAGCUGUUUCCCAGGUGUGGUACUGAGAAGUAGUGUGGUACUAAGAUAGUCGGACACAGCACUUACCUUCUGUCAGUGAUGGGGAAAACACCAGCCUCAGUUAGUAGAGAUGACUGUAUAUAAAGAUGGACGACGCGUCUCCAACCUCCCCUCGCUGUACAAAAGUGAAGCCAAAAUACUGUGACAUGAGCUGACAGGUGAUGCUGAUGAGACAUGAGACAGUCUGUGUCUUUGUUCUUCCUCUUGUUAGCUUAUCUGUUACACAAAGCCAGAGCAAAAGGGUGUCAGUCAUGUCGGUAUACCCUGUUGAAUAGCAUAGCAUUGAAUGACUAAUCAAAACUAAACUCCUCAGAUAAAUUAUUUUUUAAAGUUAGGUUUUUUGGCCUUUUUGCCUUUAUUUGAUGGGACAGCUGAAGAGAGACAGGAAAUGUGGGGAGUAGAGAGCGGGGAAAGACAUGCAGGAGAUGGUCGACCGGCCGGGAAUCAAACCGGCGACCCCUGCGACGAGGACUAUAGCCUCUGUACAUGGGGCGCUUAAACCACUAGGCCACCAGCGCCCCUCCUCAGAUAAACUUGAUCAUAAAACAUCAUGAUAAGAAUUGAAUAAAAUUACUGAAACCAGGUUUGAGUAAGAUUUAUUUGACAUGUGUCUCCCACACGCUCACAUGGAGGGGGCUGUUUUUAUUAUGUAUGCAGCCAUCCAAAUGUUUUGGCUUCACUUUUAGGGAGCUGUCAUUUCAUCCAUCUUUUUAUAGUCAUUGGUUACUGGCUACACAUUAUCGUAACGGAUGCUUUUACACUGUUUUAUUAUCUGAAGUUUUCACAGUACUCACUUUUUACCCAUAAAUCAAUCUCUUCUUUGUGCUUUAUCCACUUAAACACAAACAGGUUCCUGCUUAUCAACAUUUUACUGAGCUGAUGUAGUAACUGUGUAGAUACUUGUUAUUAGUGCUGGAUACCACUUUGCAUUUUUGUUAUAUCUAAUUUGGUCGUUUUAAAAGUGUUGCACGCAGCCUAUCGAAUCUCUCUCCAUCUUCAGCGUUUAAGCACUUUUAGAUUCCACCAGCAGGGUCAGAGGCAAACGCUACUUACUCUGCGUUUGCCGACUGCUUUUCCACCUUUUUUUCAAGUUGCACUAAAACUGGCCCAGUGACUAUCAAGACCCAAGCUGCACCAUCAGAAGCUUGACUCAAUAAGUGCAGCUGUGAUGUCAUUACGGCCAGGAAGAACUGAGGGUACAGAGCUGCUCCUGUGCACAGAUUUUUAGAUACGAGAUCUUAAUUGGUGGAUUUCUAAAAAAAAAGUAGAUCAACUUUUACCUUGAAGAUGGGAGAUGGAGAUUGAAGCUGAGUGUGGAUGGAUGGCUGUGCAGGGAAAUCUGUGGAGGUUUAUUACAGUCGAUGGGAAGCAGACACAUGACGCGCAGUGACGAUGUAGAUGGAUUUGCAGUUUCAGGGCUUUCUUGUACAUAUGCAACAUAAAGAGAACCGUGAGGCUUUUUUUUUCUCAUAUAUUGUUGUUUUUCUUUGUUGUAUCUUGUUAUAUGAUUUUUUUUUACAUAAUAGUUGCUUGGAGUAUUUUCUUUCUUUAAAAAAAAAAGUCAAUUGAGAAGCUAUAGUGAUCAUAACACGUAAAUAUUCAGUGUACAUUGUAGCUUAGAGGCAAAGGGGAGAAAACAAAAACCUGUUGAAUGUAAAACCCACAGAAAGAAACAUCUUUUUGUUGUUGUUGUUGUUGUUGAUGUUUUGUUUGCCGGCUAGUUUGUACCGCGUGUGGUGAAUCUGUAAUGAUUUCGAUAUCCAAAUCUUUUUUAACACCCACAGACAGCUGUCGCCACACUGCUAAGUUAUAUCAAAUAACACAACCAUGCAGUAUUGCUUUACUAUCUUAUACUCUGUGCAAUGAGAUGCUUUAUAAUGGAACACAACUAACUUGAGCUUUUUGGUGACACCCGGGCUUCUCGCUCACACUCUUUAUGUUUGUCCUUCUCCCUGCCAAAUAGUCAUAUUUGUCUCACCAUGUUUGGUUGUCGUUUGUGGUUGUGACGUUUAGUUGUUGUUAGGCAGGAUAACCUUUGACCUUCUCGGUCAUGAUGAAAUAUUAACCUUGUGGGAAUCUUUUAUCCUGCCCCACACAUUCCAACAGACAGCACGCUUUUUUUUUAGUGUCCUUCACUUGUUUCCUAAUAGAUAUGUCCUUCCUGUUUCUCUCUGCAGUGAUCCUUCUCGGAUCACUUUGUCCCUUCUCCUCUUCUCGUGCUCUUCAGCUUUACUGUGGUCCCACCCAAGCCUUUACCCAGUAUAUUAAGCUAAAGUAAACCCUUGAAAUGUGCAUCAAAAAAAGCCUUCAUAUAUAUAUUUUUUUUUCCACAUGUCAAAAUGUAUGUGCUGCUUUCUUGAAUGUCAGUUUUCAUUUGUGUGUAAACCAGCAGCAGCAAAGCCAAUAGAUCUCCUUCCAAAUCAAAUGUAAUGUAAUGCAUUGCAAAGGCAGCUCCACUCAGUCCUCCGCUUCUUCUUCUUCUUCCCUUCUGUGCUUUAUUGUUUGUCCCGGCUUUUACCUUCUGUCUGUCACAUCUCUUAUUUGGUGACCUUUUAUUUCUCCUUGAUCUGUUUUUACUGAGCCAUACCCUGGCUGCUGUGAAAACUGACUUUUGCUUGUUUUUUCUCAUUGAUUGAUUGAUUGAUUGUCUGGUAUUGUUUGAGGUUGUUUUGCAUGUCUAGCAUCGCUCAUUUUUCCCUCCCCUUGUUCCUAUUUUUUUUUUGUUAUAGGAGAUAAAACACUGAAGGGUUUAAUGUGUUAGAUUUCCCCUUUCAGAAUCUGAUAACCCAAGGCUGAUGUUUGUUGUCCUCUAAAAAGUUAAAGAAUACGCUUGUCACAGCCUCUCUCUCUCUCACACACACACACACACACACACACACACACACUCACACACACACACACACACACACACACAUACACACACACACACACACACAGAAAGAGAAUCAGACACACACAGCCAGACAGAGUAGAAUGCGCUUUGAAGGAAACAUGACGUCAGCCUUGGGUCUUCACUGGAGGGCAAGAUUUCUCCUGUGUGUGGGCUCUGCCUCUGCUCUUCAUCAGCAGUCCCACGCACAGAGAGGAAGCACUUUGCGAGGAGUGGUGCACUCAAGGAGUAUUUGUGUGAAUGUCAAGCCUAUAACUAGUGCUCGAAAAAAGAUGGAUGACCAUGUAUGAUGCUGAUAAUGUGAUCUAUGUGAUGUAAUGUGAUGGAAAGAAAAUAAACCUGAAUGGAAGAAGA
Messenger RNA from Notolabrus celidotus (New Zealand spotty), 8108 nucleotides. Its product is annotated as zinc finger protein 704. The record is from RefSeq and is a predicted model, not a curated record. Lineage: Eukaryota; Metazoa; Chordata; Actinopteri; Labriformes; Labridae. The transcript is spliced from 9 exons. Gene Ontology annotation, cellular component: nucleus. Gene Ontology annotation, molecular function: RNA polymerase II cis-regulatory region sequence-specific DNA binding; DNA-binding transcription factor activity. Gene Ontology annotation, biological process: regulation of transcription by RNA polymerase II. Bases 294 to 1892 code for a protein of 532 amino acids.